CAACCUCCUCCUCAAAAUUCGACGGCCCGUCUGGAAUGUCAGGAAAGUAAAAGGGGUUGUCUCUUCUCAUUACGCCCAUCCACACGACCUGCUUCAAGAUGUCAUCACCGUUCAUCAUGGCUUCCAGAAUCUAUCUGGGUGGUAGUAGCAAUCCAGCAAGCCCAGAUCAAGGCAUCGUUUUUGCAACUGCUUUAUCGCGUUUAUUAGGAUGGUUAUACUUUGCCGCUUGGACCGCAAGUUUUUGGCCUCAAGCAUUAUUGAUGUAUCGUAGAAAGAGUGUUGCAGGGAUCUCGUUGGAUUUCAUCUCAUUGAAUGCGUUUGGAUUCGUUUGUUAUUCGAUCUUCAAUCUGGCUUUCUUGGUUUCUGAAAAAGUUCAACAGCAAUACCGAAACACACAUCAUGGACAAGAGAACUUGGUUCGUUGGAAUGAUGCAUUCUUUGCCAUUCAUGCUGUCUUGAUCACUUCUUGGCAAUUGGUUAUUACACGCAUCUAUAAGCGUGCACCAGGUCAAAAAGUAUCACUUUGGUGUAAGAUCACACUCGGGAUCUUGAUCUCAAUCUUUCUGCUCACUUUGACCACUUGUGUCAUCGGUGGCGGUGAUGAUGAUUAUAUCUUACGCUGGAUCGAUUUCAUCAAUAUAUGCUCGUACAUCAAGCUGUUCAUCACCUUGAUCAAAUAUUCACCUCAAAUCCUUCUCAAUUUCUCUCGAAAGUCAACUCGCGGCUUCGCUAUUGAAGGCAUCACGCUAGAUGUGUUUGGUGGAUUGUUCAGUCUUUUACAACUUGUUAUUGAUGCACAAAUCAUCAAUCAUGAUUGGUCAGACGUUACAGGUGAUCCGGGCAAAUUAGGACUUUCUUUCAUUUCGCUCUUUUUCGAUGCAAUCCUUCUGUUUCAGCAUUACGUAUUGUAUGGCAACAAAGCUGUCUCUGAAGAAGAUGAGGACGAGGAACAAAGUCCACAAGAAACAGAACCUUUGUUGGGCUAGUGUAUGAUUUCAAUAGAUACGUAUAGAUUGAGUGAAUGCAUGUGUAAAAAUACAAUGAGUAUAUCGAUCCACCA
Messenger RNA from Meira miltonrushii, 1060 nucleotides. RefSeq lists its product as uncharacterized. The record is from RefSeq and is a predicted model, not a curated record. Bases 117 to 986 code for a protein of 289 amino acids. The transcript has 2 exons. NCBI's taxonomy places the organism in Eukaryota, Fungi, Basidiomycota, Exobasidiomycetes, Exobasidiales, Brachybasidiaceae. Gene Ontology annotation, cellular component: fungal-type vacuole; vacuolar membrane. Gene Ontology annotation, molecular function: L-cystine transmembrane transporter activity. Gene Ontology annotation, biological process: L-cystine transport.